AUGGGAGGGAUCCGCCAAGUACUUCUUCAACUGGCUUACAUGGAAUACAACAUGAAGGUUGUUGCUCAGUCCUCUGGGGUUGCUGAGCAGGUAGUUGCUGGUACUGAUGAACAGAGACUCAUAUCAUUCAGGAAACAUAAGCCGCCAGCAUUUCAGGGGUCAAGGGACCCGAAGGUAGUUACUACCUGGUUGAUGGGGAUGGAUAAAAUAUUUCAGGUAAUGAGGUGCCAGGAUCCCCAGAGACUGAUGUAUUCUUUUUAUAUGCUUGAGGGAGAUGCCCACGAGUGGUGGUGCAACACAUCUCGCCCAUUCACUAUUCAGGGAGAGGAAUUAACUUGGGCUUUAUUUGAAAGGUUGUUUCAUGAAGGGUACUUUCCCAGAGAUGUCCGGGAAGCCAAGCAGGGUGAAUUUGAAAAAUUGGUGUAG
Molecule: messenger RNA, 426 nt
Organism: Gastrolobium bilobum
Lineage: Eukaryota; Viridiplantae; Streptophyta; Magnoliopsida; Fabales; Fabaceae
Exons: 2
Coding region: 1-426 (141 amino acids)
Source: RefSeq, a predicted model, not a curated record